Messenger RNA from Trichechus manatus latirostris (Florida manatee), 936 nucleotides. RefSeq names its product olfactory receptor 51B2-like. Gene Ontology annotation, biological process: G protein-coupled receptor signaling pathway. Gene Ontology annotation, molecular function: G protein-coupled receptor activity; olfactory receptor activity. The transcript has a single exon. Lineage: Eukaryota; Metazoa; Chordata; Mammalia; Sirenia; Trichechidae. The record is from RefSeq and is a predicted model, not a curated record. Gene Ontology annotation, cellular component: plasma membrane.
AUGUGGCUCAAUGUUAGUGCUGCCCCCUUUAUGCUGACUGGCUUCCCAGGUAUGGAGGCAGCCCAUCACUGGAUCUCCAUCCCCUUCUUUGCAGUCUACUUCUCUGUGCUUCUUGGCAAUGGCACCCUCCUCUACCUCACUAAGGAUGACCACAGUCUCCAUGAACCCAUGUACUAUUUCCUGGCCAUGCUGACAGGCGCGGACCUCAUGGUGACACUGACCACAAUGCCAACUCUCAUGGGCGUUUUAUGGUUGAAUCACAGGGAGAUCAGUCAGCGGGUCUACUUCUUGCAGGGCUACUUCAUCCACUCUCUUUCUAUCGUAGAAUCAGGUGUCUUGCUUGCCAUGGCCUAUGACCAUUUUAUUGCCAUUUGCACCCCUUUGAGGUAUAACUCUAUUCUUACUAAUUUCCAGCUCAUGAAAUUAGGCCUGUGGGUACCGAUGAGGGGCUUUUUAUCUGUUUUGCCCCCAAUUAUGCCACUCUAUUUUUUCCCGUAUUGCCGUUCCCAUGUUCUUUCUCAUGCUUUUUGCCUCCACCAAAUUGUCAGGAAACUUGCCUGUGCUGAUAUUACAUUUAAUCGUGUGUACCCAGUUAUUCUGGUUGCUUUGACUUUCUUCCUAGAUGCUCUGAUCAUUGUCUUUUCUUAUAUCCUAAUUCUUAAGACUGUCACUGGCAUUGUCUCUGGAGAGGAAUGAGCUAAGGCCCUCAAUACCUGUGUCUCCCAUAUUAGCUAUGUCCCAGCCUUUUAUGUCACCAUAAUUGGCUUAACUUUCAUCCACCGGUUUGGGAAACAUGUAUCGCAUGUGGUCCACAUUACUAUGAGCUAUUUCUACUUUCUCUUUCCUCCACUCAUGAACCCCAUUAUAUACAGCAACAAGACCAAGCAGAUUCAGAGAAGCAUCGUUGGCUUAUUCUCUGUGCACAAUAGAGCUUAA